Molecule: messenger RNA, 4238 nt
Organism: Thalassophryne amazonica
Lineage: Eukaryota; Metazoa; Chordata; Actinopteri; Batrachoidiformes; Batrachoididae
Gene: cemip
Product: cell migration inducing hyaluronidase 1
Exons: 29
Coding region: 114-4151 (1345 amino acids)
Source: RefSeq, a predicted model, not a curated record
UCCCUCACCUCACGUGAGAAGGUUCCUGUGGUCCAGCUUGGCUGACAUCUGGGUGACACCCACUGGGAGGGGUGAGGUGACCUUUGGUGACUUGGCUGUGGAGCUGGUGACAGAUGAAGAGCUGGUCAGUGUUUGUAGCAGCACUGCUGCUGCUCCCCAGCAUCCGAUCAGUUUGUCCAGAUAAGGAGGCAGGACUGCAGCCAUGGAUGCCGGGCCACAGUGAAGAGCACCGUGUUGUGAUUGGUUAUGGCAAGAAGGUUCUCCUCACAUCCUCAGCCACCGUUCACUCCAUUGAAAUCCACAGUGGAGGAAAGUUGGUGAUCGCUGACACCCGUUGGUCCAUCCUUCUUCGAGCCAAACACAUUCUGGUUGGGAACAGAGGAGAGCUGCACAUUGGAAGCGCUGACUGUCCGUAUAAAGGCGACCUCACCAUCUCCUUAUUCGGGAGGUUGGAUGACACCGAUCAGGACCACAGCUACUUUGGUCGCAAAUACAUUGGCAUAGGGACAGGAGGGAUCUUAGAAGUCCACGGACAGAAGAAGCUGUCGUGGACUUUCCUCAAUAAGACACUGCACGCUGGAGAGAGCACCCAGAACAGCUACCAAUUUAAGAGAAGCUGGGGCAACCGAGGCAUCAUCAUCCACAUUAUUGAACCCAGGACUGGAGAGGUGCUGCAGUCUGACAGGUUUGACACAUACCGCAGUAAGAAUGAGAGCCAGCGCCUCGCUCAUUAUGUGGACGGAGUGGAAUCAGGGCUAAUACUGGCCAUGAUGGUUAAUGAUGAGGGUUCCAACAACCUGGAGGACUCAGCCAAGAGGAGCCUGUCCAGGCUGGGCAGCCAGCACAUCAGCAGUCUGGGCUUUCGUCAUCCCUGGACGCUGAUUGCUAUCAAAGGUGACGUCUCCACCAUUGUAGAGGAUCACUCUGUUUAUCAAGGGACCAGAGCCUCCUCUGAGGCCCACAGCUCCCAUGUUUUCCAGACGGGAUCCAAUGAACACUUUAACAUCACCGUCAGCAGCCAGUGGGUACAAGAGGCUGAGUGGACUGAAUGGUUUGACAGGGAUGAUGAGAGGGGAUCAGGAGACUGGGAGAAACUGUCUGACCUGCACCAGUCCUACCCAGACCGGCUGUGCACAUAUCCGUUGGACAUCCAGGCUGAAACGCUCGAUGGGGUGCCGUUUAAUCAGACCGGAGACGUGAUCCACAAGAAUGACAAAGACUACGGCUUUGUCUGCCUCAACAAGGAUCAGGCUCAUGGACUGUGUCACAACUACAGGGUUCGAUUCCUCUGCGGGAAGCUGGUUCGUCCACAGGCCACCGUAUCUAUUGACAUGUUGACCAACAGCAGUACUCUGGAGCUCGCUGACCCAGCAGAAGGCUGGAGACCUGGGGAUUGGGUGGUGGUGGCCAGUACGGACUAUUCGAUGCACCAGGCUGAAGAGUUCACACUACUGCCUUGCCCCGCCUGCACACCCUACCAAGUCAAAGUCCAAGGUCGUGCUGCGUUUGUCCACAUGGGUGAGCACGUGGACGGGGUGGACAUGCGAGCAGAAGUGGGCCUGCUGACUCGGAACAUCCUGUUUCGUGGUGAAAUGCAGCUUGGUUGCUAUGGCAAUGAAGCCUGUAAAUUCUUUGACUUCGACACAUUCGGAGGACACCUGAAGGUGGAGCGAGGUUUCAAGGCGUGUCACAUAUCUGGAGUGGAGCUGCAGCACAUGGGCCAGCAGACCAUGGGACACUAUCCAAUCCACUUCCACAUGAACGGGGAUGUGGACGAGAGGGGGGGCUAUGACCCCCCGACCUCUGUCAGUCAUCUGUCCAUACACCACUCCUUUUCUCGCUGUGUGACCAUCCAUGGAUCCAACGGCCUGCUGGUGAAGGAUGUGGUGGGCUACGACACACUGGGCCACUGCUUCUUCACCGAGGAUGGUCCAGAAGAGAGGAACACCUUUGACCACUGUCUGGGUCUGCUGGUCCGAGCUGGAACCCUGCUGCCGUCAGACCGAGACAGUAACAUGUGUCGCCACAUCACUGAGGGGGUGUAUCCAGGCUACGUGGCCAACCCACGCCAAGACUGCAGCGCCACUUCCACUUUCUGGAUCGCCAACCCCAACAACAACCUGAUGAACUGUGCAGCUGCAGGCUCUGAGGAGACGGGGUUCUGGUUCAUCUUCCACCACAUUCCCACCGGACCCUCUGAGGGCUUCUACUCAGCCGGACACACUGAGCACAUGCCGAUGGGCCGAUUCACCAACAACAGAGCACAUUCCAACUUUAGGGCUGGAAUGAUCCUUGAUAAUGGAGUGAAGACCACCCAGGCCAACAACAAGGACAAGAGACCCUUCUUGUCUCUUGUUGGAUCCAGGUACGGCCCCCACCAAGACGCUGAUCCCUUCAAACCCAGAGUUCCUGCUCUCAUUCACCACUUUGUGGCGUACAAGAACCAGGACCACGGAGCGUGGCUGAGGGGAGGAGAUGUCUGGCUGGACAGCUGCCAAUUUGCUGAUAACGGCAUCGGCCUCACACUGGCAAGUGGUGGCACCUUUCCAGAUGAUGACGGGUCUCAUCAACAGGUGAAGAACUCGCUCUUUGUGGGUGAAAGCAAGAAUCAUGGGAUGCCCCUCCCCAACAGUCCAGUAUGGGGACGCGGAGGUGCUGACCUCACUGACAGGACCCUCCCACAUGGCAUUGAUUUCCCCAUCCGUGGCAUGCAGAUCUAUGAUGGGCCCAUCAAUGUCCAGAACUGCACAUUUCGUAAAUACGCAGCACUGGAUGGACGACACACCAGCGCCUUUGGCUUCAGGCUCAACAACUCUUGGCAGAGCUGUCCCAACAACAAUGUCAGUGACAUCACCUUUGACAGCGUCCCCAUAACCUCUCGGGUCUUUUUUGGGGAACCUGGUCCCUGGUUUAACAAGAUGCAGAUGGACGGAGACAAAACAACAAUAUUCCAUGACACUGACGGCUCAGUGAGCGAAUAUCCUGGAGCCUUCCUGGUCAAAGAGGACAACUGGCUGCUCCGCCACCCAGACUGCAUCGAUGUGCCCGACUGGAGAGCGGCAGUCUGCAGCGGGCGCUAUGCACAAAUCUACAUCCAGACACGUAACCCCGCCAACCUGAACAUGCAGAUCGUGAGGGACGAGUACCCCGAGCGACCCCUGACCCUGGAGGGUGCCCUGGGAAAGAAGAAGCACUACCAGCAGUUCCAGCCUGUCAUCACGCUGGCCAAGGGCUACACCGUCCACUGGGACCAGGCGGCACCAGCCGAGGUCACAAUCUGGCUCAUCAACUUCAACAAAAACGACUGGAUCAGGGUGGGACUGUGCUACCCCCAAAACACAACCUUCACCAUCAUCUCCGACAUCCACAACCGCCUGACAAAACAGACAUGCAAAACUGGAGUCUUCAUGAGGACCACACAGAUGGACAAGGUGGACAGCUCCAACCCAGCCAGAGGCUACUACUACUGGGAGAAAGACACCGGCCUGUUGUUCCUGAAGCUAAAAGCCCACAACAACAGGGAUGAGUUCGCCUUCUGUUCUGUUAAAGGCUGUGAAAGGGUGAAGAUCACAGCCGUCAUCCCUAAAGGGAGUCUGCCGAGCAACUGCAUGGCCCAGGCCUAUCCCAGACAUGCCGAGAUUCCCGUGGUGGACGUGCCCAUGCCCAGAAAGCUUCCAAAUGCCAGGCUGGACUUCCUGGAAGUUCGGCUGGAGUCCUACAGCACUCGAUUCUUCCACAUCAAGGAGGACUUUGCCUUCACAGAGGUGAAUAACAGGAAGGUGUACCAGGCAGAAGACGGACUGCAGCUGACAGUAAUUGAUGGGCACAAUGGGAAGGUGCUGGACAGCAAAGGCUUCAGGAAAACCAUCCUCCAGGGCAUUCCUGCUCAGAUUGACAGUUACGUCAGUGGACUACCAGAGGGGUCAGUCGUCCUCAUGACGUCGAAAGGCCGUCUACUGACCAAAGGACUGUGGGUAAAAGUCCUGGAGAGACUUGGAGCAGACAAAAGCAUCAAACUGAAAGAUAAACUGGUGUUCGUGGGGUUCAAAGGUUCCUUCCAGCCUGACUGGGUCCAUCUGCAGGUGGACGGCGACCGAGCAAAGAUCCAUCAGGUGCUGCCCAUCCCCGUGGUCCACAAGGAGAAACUCUGAGAGUCUGAUGGAGACCACAGCACCAUAAACACACUGCACACACGUACACAUGCACACACACACACAGAGGCUCGCUCUGCUCACAUG